Molecule: messenger RNA, 1671 nt
Organism: Candidozyma pseudohaemuli
Lineage: Eukaryota; Fungi; Ascomycota; Pichiomycetes; Serinales; Metschnikowiaceae
Exons: 1
Coding region: 1-1671 (556 amino acids)
Source: RefSeq, a predicted model, not a curated record
AUGUGUACCGAAAAGUGUAUCAGAAUUUGCGGAGUCCAUUUCCCUAGGGACUUCAGAGAAGCCAUCUUUGAGAAGAAUGGCUCGAUUUGGGUUGAUCACGAAACCGCAGUGAUUGACCUUCCCUGGGAUGCAGCGGAGUUUGAUUACUUCAACUACCUCAGGGAGAAGUGUACCUGGAAUCCUGUGGAACAGGCCCAGGACUUUUAUAAGUACAGAUUACUGCAGUUCAAGCGCUAUAACUGGAAGAGGGCUCAGAAGGAAAGCCUUGUGAAGGAGCAUAUGAAGAGAGCCAAGCCGCCAGCUCCUGAGCCAGUCGUACCAGUUCCAGAAGUUUCUGAGAAGAAGCCAGUUCCUGAAGCCCCCGUGGCUUCCACCAAUGUGGGUACUUUGAAGGCCUCGACCAAGGCCAUGAGAAUUACUAUUUGCCCACCAAAAACCACUUCCCCCAAGAAGGUUUCAAACAGCGAAAAGGUCUCUGCACCUUCCCCCAAGAAGGUUUCAAAUAACGACAAGGUCUCUGUGCCUUCCCCCACCGAGAAGCCUUCCCCUACUAUUUCCCAGAGUUUCCUUGUCGAGACUCUGAAAACCGUUCCAGUUUCCACAAACGCGAAGGAAGCUGAAACCAAGGACUCCGGGUGUCCUCCACCUUCCCAAACCCGGGUUUCCAAGGCUGCGAAGCAAGAGGAAAAGGCUGCCAGAAAGGCUGCGAAGCAGGCAGAAAAGGCCGCAAAGCAGGCCGAGAAGAAGGCCCAGAAGCAGGCAGAAAAGGCUGCCAAGGAAGCUGCAAUGGCUGCUGAACAAGCUGCAAUGGAAGCCGAACAAAAGCUCGCAGAAGAAGCAGCUGAAAUGGCCGCCAUUGAAGCUGAAAAGGCCGCAAAGGAAGCUGAGAAGAGGAAGGCGGAACAGGCUGCCAAGGAAGCAGAGGAGGCCGCCAGGGAGAAGUUGAGAUUGUCCCGGUCUCGCUUGCCUCCAACACCAAAGCAGUUCAGACGCCGUUUCUGGAACGUCAAGCAGCUCGAGGUUCGUGACCACUAUUUGCCAAACUAUAGCGACCAUUUCUCUACGGUGCUUGUUCAGGUGGACGACGACGAGUUGGACCGUCUGGAGCAGGACUGCGGAGAGGAUGUCUUUGAGUUUCUGGAGAACGUGGAAAUCUUGAAACCCGUUCACAAGGCUCCAGUUCCCGAGCAUGUUUCAGAACCUGAGCAGCCUGAAACCACCGUUUUGGAACCUGAAACCUCGGUUUCAGAAGCUGGCUCUAAGGUGCCUGAGCCUGAGACCAAGUCACAGAAGCCUAAGAACGCCAACAUCUACUGGAUUGGCGACUUCCCUUUCUUCAUGCUGACGUUGGCCCAGAAGCACCAUGCCACCUUCCUCCCUGGAGACUUCUUCAAGGCGCUGGAGCUUCUUUACCCAAAGAAAACUGAAUCCUUCUUACCAGGUGACUUUGCUGGCUUCAAGGCCCUCACUUAUUCCAAGAAUCAGUUGGAGUUCUUCCUCUCCGACUUUUUCGCUUUGUGGAAUGAACCAGUUCCACGGAGGGCUAGGCGUGCCAGAAACUCGAAGCCUGUCUGGGGUUACACCAUCACCAGAACCAAGAGACGCUCUUAUGGUUUUGAGUUGGUGGUUCCUGUGCUGACGAAGAAGCCCCUUGUUGCUUCUCAGUGCUGA